AGCGGCGCUGCCGGGAUCGAACCCGGGUCACAGGCGGGAAUACUUACCACCAUACUACAACGACCUGGUUGAUAUAUUAAAUUCUAAUCUCAUCAAAGAUAUAAACGCGGCUCCUAGUUUCUGCUAUCUCAAAUUCACAUCUAUGAUGUAUCCUUCCUCCUGUACUUCUCUAUGUUGAAAUCCUCUUCCUCCUCAAUUCUGAGGCGACAAAAUUUCCUCAUACGAACACUAAUAGGAAGCCAUUACAACAAUCAAAUUCAUAUAAUCAACAAACCAACGCAGAAAUUAUCAGCUCAAUUUGUGUCUAUGACAACAACUACAGAAGCUGAUUCUGAGAGUAUUUUAAGAAGAAUAACUCCAACUCUUGAUCCAAAUAGACACAAAGGACAAGCUGGGAAGGUGGCUGUUAUUGGUGGUUGCAGAGAGUAUACAGGUGCUCCAUAUUUCGCAGCUAUAUCGGCCUUGAAAAUUGGUGCAGACUUGUCCCAUGUUUUUUGCACAAAAGAUGCUGCUCCAAUUAUAAAGAGCUACAGCCCAGAGUUAAUUGUGCACCCAAUUUUGGAAGAAUCUUACAGCAUAAGGGAUGAGGAAAGAAGGUCUAUCUUGAGUAAGGUUCUUGCUGAGGUUGCUAAGUGGAUGGAAAGGUUUGAUUGUAUUGUUGUUGGUCCUGGUCUUGGGAGGGACCCAUUCCUUCUGGACUGUGUGAGUGAAAUCAUGAAGCUAGCUAGGCGAUCAAAUGUACCAAUCGUUGUUGAUGGGGAUGGACUUUUUCUUGUCACUAAUAAUCUUGAUUUGGUUAGUGGUUAUCACUUGGCUGUCCUAACUCCAAAUGUGAAUGAGUAUAAGCGUCUUGUUCAGAAAGUUAUUGGUACCGAAGUGAAUGACCAAGAUGCUGCUGAGGAAUUAUUAUAUCUUGCAAGAGGGAUCGGUGGCACAACAGUACUGAGGAAGGGCAAAUCUGAUCUCAUCAGCGACGGAGUGACUGUAAAUAUGGUGAGCAUUUUCGGAUCUCCUCGACGGUGUGGUGGUCAGGGUGAUAUCCUAUCUGGAAGUGUUGCUGUUUUUUCAUCUUGGGCUCGGCAAUGUAUAUCUGUUGCAGAAAGUGAUUCAAGUACCAGUCGAGUAAACCCCAUGGUGUUGGGGUGCAUUGCUGCUUCUGCACUACUGAGGAAAGCUGCAUCUAUGGCCUUUCAGGAUAAGAAGAGGGCAACACUUACCACUGAUAUCAUUGAAUACCUGGGGAGAAGUUUGGAGGAUAUAAGCCCCGCUAGCUGAAUUUCAGAGGCUUGAGUAGGAGUGCAUUUUGGGAGAAACUCGAAAGUUUGGAGGAUAUAAGCCGUGGCUGCUGAAGUCGAUGGCUCUAGUAUAGGAGCAUGUUCGGGGGGAAUACCAAAGGUGUCUAGAACUACACUUCUCUACCGCUUUUUGUUUAGUAGUUUGGUCUGAGUGAAUUAAUAAGGUUAGAUAGUCACUUCGGUGAAUGAAAUGUUUUGAAGUUUUAGAGGGGAACUCAGGUUUCUCUACUGGGCUGUUGUAACAUGCACAGACUUAAAUUAUGUAUAGGGUCAGGGUGUGUGUUAAGUGACUGGAGCUCUUUACAUUCUCUGAAGAAAAAAAAAGAUAUAUAAAUUCGUAAUCAAUCGAAAGGGGCCGAUGCCAACCACCAAUAACUUGCCCUU
Messenger RNA from Papaver somniferum (opium poppy), 1679 nucleotides. RefSeq names its product ATP-dependent (S)-NAD(P)H-hydrate dehydratase-like. Lineage: Eukaryota; Viridiplantae; Streptophyta; Magnoliopsida; Ranunculales; Papaveraceae. Gene Ontology annotation, molecular function: ATP-dependent NAD(P)H-hydrate dehydratase activity. Bases 172 to 1275 code for a protein of 367 amino acids. The record is from RefSeq and is a predicted model, not a curated record. Gene Ontology annotation, biological process: metabolite repair. The transcript has 12 exons.